This is a messenger RNA of Myxozyma melibiosi, 1138 nucleotides long. Its product is annotated as Cwf15/Cwc15 cell cycle control family protein. Gene Ontology annotation, molecular function: RNA binding. The transcript has a single exon. Gene Ontology annotation, biological process: mRNA cis splicing, via spliceosome. NCBI's taxonomy places the organism in Eukaryota, Fungi, Ascomycota, Lipomycetes, Lipomycetales, Lipomycetaceae. The record is from RefSeq and is a predicted model, not a curated record. The coding region runs from base 109 to 942 and encodes 277 amino acids. Gene Ontology annotation, cellular component: catalytic step 2 spliceosome.
GAGAACCUCAUCAACACGUCGACUGCAUCCCUGAUAUCCACUGAUAUCUACAGAUCUUCACACAAACACCGCCAUCUCUGCUUAAAUCGACACUCAACAGACGCAGACAUGACCACAGCCCAUCGCCCGACCUUCGAUCCGGCGCGCGGCAAGGCUGCCCAGGCGCCGACCCGCGUCUACCACAGUCGCAUGCUCCCAGCGCACACACAGCUCAAAUACCGGAAGCGCGGCCAAGGCGGCACCGGUGAUCGCGAGGAUUUGGCCACGGCUGCUACUUCUGAUGAACGGAAAUGGGAGCGGGAGGCGAUGAAGCGGGAGCUGCUGGAGCGAGAGGCGGAGCAUGAUGCGAAGAGUGGGAGGAAGAGCGCGACGACGAAGGCGCCUCAGUUAUUGCUUGAAGGUGGCGCGGCUGGUGAUGAGGAGGACGACGAGGAUGAGGAUGAGGAGGAGAAGAGAGCGAAACGGCGGCGGCUGAUCUUGGAGGAAGCACAAAAGAACGAAGCAGGGGAUGACAAGUCGGGGUCUGGUUCAGAGGAGGGUGGAGACGACCAAAGUUCAAGCGAAGACGACGACAGCGAAGACGACGACGACGAUGAUGAUGACGAUGACGACGACGAAGAGGAAGACGAAACAGCAGAGCUGAUGCGGGAGCUGGAGCGGAUCAAGAAAGAGCGCGCGGCAGAGAAAGAACGACAAGAGCGUGAGAAGCAAGCUGCUCUCGAGGCUGAGCGCGCCGAGGAAGCGCUGGCGGGUAAUCCAUUGCUGAAUUUCAAUGAUGGGUUUGCGGGCGGAAGUCGGCCGAAGCAGAGCAAGCGAUGGGAUGAGGAUGUGGUGUUUAAAAACCAGGCAAAGGGGAUUGAUGGGAAGGAGAAGAACAGGUUCAUCAACGACAUGCUGCGAUCAGACUUCCACAAAAAGUUCAUGAACAAGUAUGUCAAGUGAUCAUUGCUCUUUUUUGUUGAGAUGUACGAAGGGCGUUCCUAUGGUUUACUAUUUGUUACCAGUUUACUAUUGUUACCAAGCUUUCCUUCGCUUUGUAUUACUAGUGAUUGUAGAAUAAGAGAAAUCCAUUAAAAUAAAAAUAGUACGAUCCGAUCCGACCAGCCAAAAAAAUUACAAAAGAACAACUAGAGAACCG